Messenger RNA from Schizophyllum commune H4-8, 1194 nucleotides. RefSeq lists its product as uncharacterized. The record is from RefSeq and is a predicted model, not a curated record. The transcript is spliced from 3 exons. Bases 98 to 868 code for a protein of 256 amino acids. NCBI's taxonomy places the organism in Eukaryota, Fungi, Basidiomycota, Agaricomycetes, Agaricales, Schizophyllaceae.
GCGCCCCGCGCGAUUUUCCUCCCGCCGCCACGAGGUUCGCGCCUGCUUUCGCCUUCGGCCUCCCGCUGCUUUCUCGCGCGCGCGACGGACGACGACGAUGUCCAAACUCAGCAAUAGCAUCCUGAGUCUCAAGUUUAUGCAGAAUGCGCAGCGCGCGAAGCAGCAGAAAGAGGUCGAGAUCGAGCGCGCGAAGGUGAAGGAUGAGGCGGAGUGGGAGGUGCCGAAGGAGGUGAGGGAGGGAUGGGGGCAGACCAGCUCAACGAGUGCUGUAUCGUUGGAAGAUUCGUACCUUCCGUUCUUGUACCCGGUCCUGGAGACUGCAGGUGCGGAGGCACCUAUCAAAGGGCGUAGGAGAUAUAAGAAUGGGGAACUGGUCAAGGAGGAGAUUCCCGAAGUGCCGACACCGUCCGAGGAAGCAACUGCGUCGACAUCGAAGGCAGAAGACCCAUCAUCGCAUGAUUCUCCCUCUCGGAGGGACUCUGACCGCUCCGGCAAGCCCAAGAGUGGCCUCAGCGCUCUGAAAAAGAGGCGGAAAGACUCGAGGCACGAAGCAACAGACGACUCCCAGAUACCAGGCAAUGCGAAGACGGUCCAAGAUCUGAUUCGUGAGAACGCGGGCAUCGGCGUCGAUCUUCGAGGCGCGCGAGCGGCUCCUGCGAAAUCAGCGCCGAGCCCUCCGGUCUUCUUGAAGCCGUCUGGCGUCGAUGAGCCGUCCAAGGCGCCCGCCGCAUCGUCCACCGAGAAGACGGAACAGUCGAGCGAUCCUACACCUUCUGGCAAACCUACGAAGAAGGCCAAGCGGAAGAGCGAAGGCGACGGCGAGUCUGUGAAGCCCAAGAAGAAGAAAAGAAAGGAGCCUGCAGCGUAGUCGCCUCGCGGGGAGCGUCGUACCUUUCCAUCUCUUGCGGUGGCACGAUAUGUCACUCGUUUCGCCUUCGUACCAGACUCCUCAUACGCCGCGAGCCAAUCCGGAUAGGCUGGCGCUUGCCGACGACUCCCUGGGCAACCAUUGCAACGCAUCCAUUUCGACCUCUUUCUCUACGCAUGUGCUGCCUCCCUCUUUAGCUUUGUAUCUGAUACUUCGUCAUACGCAGAUCUUCUGGUCCUCGCUAGCGGUCCGAAAUAGUAUACACAAUUUUGUAUGACAAGUGCAACGCAGCCCAGUUCGCUCUUAUGGCGCCCGUUCAACCGUCC